This is a messenger RNA of Pieris brassicae (large cabbage white), 1430 nucleotides long. Its product is annotated as zinc finger protein 37 homolog. Bases 168 to 1391 code for a protein of 407 amino acids. The transcript has 7 exons. NCBI's taxonomy places the organism in Eukaryota, Metazoa, Arthropoda, Insecta, Lepidoptera, Pieridae. The record is from RefSeq and is a predicted model, not a curated record. Gene Ontology annotation, molecular function: DNA-binding transcription factor activity; RNA polymerase II cis-regulatory region sequence-specific DNA binding. Gene Ontology annotation, biological process: regulation of transcription by RNA polymerase II.
AUAUAAUAUAUAUAUAGCUAACAAGCCCUAAUAUGAAAGUUAAAAGUUACAUUUCAGUUUUUUUUUACCGUCGUGCUAAUUAUUACUCUUUCUAAAUUAGUUUUUUUUCCUUAUAAUACUUGAUAAGACGCGAUAAUUUUGAUAAGCUUAAAGUGAUAACAGGGGUAAUGAUCAUUUACUACAAAGCUAUGUUUGCGUGUGGAUACUGUGGUAAAGAAUUUAAAUAUGAGAGUGAAAAGAGAAGGCAUGAAAUAAGUCACAAUCCUCAAUUUGAGUGUACAGAAUGUUUUAAAAAAUUCAGUUUUGUUUCUGCUUUGCGACGUCAUCAGAAACAACACAAAAGAACUGGAAUAGUCCAAUGUUCUGAAUGUAAUAGAAAUUUUAGAGAUGACACCUUGCUUAAACGUCAUAUUAAAUACGCUCAUAAAGAAACACAUAUUUGCUCUAAGUGCGAAGCAAAGUUCAACAGCCAGCAAGCUUUGUUGUCUCACCAGAAAAGUCAUAAACCAAAGUCGGAAAGAAGAUAUCAGUGCAGUUACAAUGCAUGUGAAAAAACAUUUAACUUUGCACAUCAUCUUAAACAUCAUGAACAAACACAUUCAGCGGAAAAACAACAUUACUGCUCCAGUUGUGGGAAAGGAUUUAUUCAACUACAUCAUUUGAAAACACAUUUGAAAAAGCAUAAACCAGAUUCUUGGCUCAAAUGUAAUUUACCAGAAUGUUUGAAGAUAUUUACAAAUGAUUAUGCAUUGAAGCGCCAUCUGGCAACACAUAAAAAUUUGAUAAGUGCAGAAGACUAUGAAUUAUAUUAUGAAUAUAAUAAGAUGACAUCACCAACUUCAUCAGAAGACAAACAUAAUGAUUUAGAGCAGAUGUACUUGGAAGAUGAAAAGGAAACAUCAGAAUUGUUUAAAAAGUACCAGUUGCUUGAAGAUUUAUCUUUGAAGAAAAGUACAAUAAUCACUGAGAGAAUAGAGAAUGUCCCUAACUUAGUUAAUUAUAGUUUAGGUGAUAGUGCAAAUUUAAAUAUUAGUGUGAAUAGAAGUGACGAUGCUACUUGUAAAGGCUGUGAUUGUGCAAAGAAUACAGAGACUUUAAGAAAUGAAAAUAUGCCAGAAUUUAAAUAUAACAGUGAUGGUACAAUAAAAAUUAAAGAAUUUAUAGAUACUGAUAUAACAAUAGCUAAAAAUUUUAAAAAAGAAUAUAUUGAAGAUAAAAAUGACUUCAGUAACUUUGAUAUACCGUAUAAUAGUUGUAAAGCAGUUUUAGGCAAAUGUAUUGUUUCUGGUACUGGUACAAUAAAUGAGAAUUGUCUUUGUGCAAAAAUGGCGAUUGAUGAUAGUCCAAUGAUCUAUCAUGAAAUUAGUGAAUUAACACCAAUUCCAGUGUAAUUAAAGUUAUCAUUUAUAAAAUAUAUUGCAAUGUUGAAA